Molecule: messenger RNA, 740 nt
Organism: Phragmites australis (common reed)
Lineage: Eukaryota; Viridiplantae; Streptophyta; Magnoliopsida; Poales; Poaceae
Exons: 3
Coding region: 209-577 (122 amino acids)
Biological process (GO): ribosomal large subunit assembly; translation
Cellular component (GO): ribosome
Molecular function (GO): rRNA binding; structural constituent of ribosome
Source: RefSeq, a predicted model, not a curated record
GAGAAAGACUCACCCACUCGGAGUCCAGCACUGCGCCCUUGCCAGGCCAUCGACCGCCGGCCGCCGCCGCCGCCGUUGCCCUCUCACGCCCUUGGCGAGCUCUGGAAGACUGCUCGCACCGCCGAGGUCGGCUGCCGUUUCCGCGGUAUAUCGCCGUCCUGGGAGAUAUAGGGAAAAGAGUUGUACGUGAGGCUACAGGAACACAAAAAUGAACAAGGGCAAGAUUUUUAAGUUAGCUAAGGGAUUCAGAGGAAGGGCAAAAAACUGCAUAAGGAUAGCAAGAGAGAGGGUGGAAAAGGCUCUGCAAUAUUCGUACAGGGAUCGACGCAACAAGAAGAGGGACAUGCGCUCUCUUUGGAUUGAGCGCAUCAAUGCUGGUACACGCCUCCAUGGGGUCAACUAUGGCAAUUUCAUGCAUGGAUUGAUGAAGGAGAAUAUCCAACUCAACAGGAAGGUACUCUCAGAGCUGUCAAUGCAUGAACCAUACAGCUUCAAGGCUCUUGUCGAUGUAUCUCGCAAUGCAUUUCCUGGGAAUAGGCCUGUUCCUGUUAAGGAGGGACUAGCAAGCAUUCUGUAAACGCUUCCUGCCCAAUAAUUAAACUUAAUGGUAACAUCCGCAUCUGAAAGCAACCUUUCAGCUUGUAACGUUACGAAGAGCUUGUUAUGGGUACUGCCCUAGUUAUUCUCUCUUUUUCUGUUUGGUGACCGACCAUCUAGUUACAUGUGUUGUACCUGUUGCC